This is a messenger RNA of Archocentrus centrarchus (flier cichlid), 1512 nucleotides long. It is a transcript of the gene ctu1, whose product is annotated as cytosolic thiouridylase subunit 1 homolog (S. pombe). Gene Ontology annotation, molecular function: tRNA binding. The transcript has 3 exons. The coding region runs from base 161 to 1201 and encodes 346 amino acids. The record is from RefSeq and is a predicted model, not a curated record. Lineage: Eukaryota; Metazoa; Chordata; Actinopteri; Cichliformes; Cichlidae. Gene Ontology annotation, cellular component: mitochondrion; cytosolic tRNA wobble base thiouridylase complex. Gene Ontology annotation, biological process: tRNA wobble position uridine thiolation.
CAGUAAAGGACAGCAAACGUGAGAUUGAACUGCUCCUCCAUGUAGCGUGCUAUCAGUUUAAGUAAGAAGAUUAAUGUUUUUAAAAUAGUUUUUACCAUCACAUCUUUAAUUCAAAGCUGGGUUCAUCGGACACUUUGCAAACAUCCUCCCAGCAGUCGAGAUGCCUGUGCAGUGCAGCAGCUGCGCUGAAAAGCGUGCCGUGCUUAAACGUCCAAAAACCGGACACUCACUGUGUAAGGAGUGCUUCUUCUGGGCCUUUGAAGAGGAGGUGCAUCAGACCAUAGUGUCAGCAAACCUGUUUAAACCUGGGGAGACGGUGGGAAUCGCUGCCUCCGGAGGAAAGGAUUCCACUGUGCUUGCACAUCUAAUGAAGCUCUUGAAUGAGCGAUACAACUAUGGCCUUGAGCUUAUGCUUCUAUCGGUGGAUGAAGGAAUCACAGGUUAUCGCGAUGACUCCUUGGAGACAGUGAAGAGGAACCAGCAACAGUAUGAGCUGCCCCUGAAGAUCGUGUCCUAUGAGGAGCUGUAUGGCUGGACAAUGGAUGCUAUAGUGAAGCAGGUGGGACUGAAAAAUAACUGCACCUUCUGUGGUGUGUUCAGGAGACAGGCGUUGGACAGAGGAGCCGUCAUGCUCAAAGUGGACAAGAUAUGUACAGGUCACAAUGCUGAUGACGUGGCAGAAACAGUUUUGAUGAAUGUCUUGCGAGGGGACAUAGCUCGACUGCGCCGCUGUACUGCCAUCUCCACAGACAGUGAGGGUGAAGGGGUCGUACCGCGCUGCAAGCCCCUCAAAUACGCCUAUGAAAAAGAGAUUGUGCUGUAUGCUUACUUCAAGAAAUUAGACUACUUUUCUACUGAAUGUAUCUACUCCCCUAAUGCUUAUCGUGGCUAUGCAAGGACCUUUUUAAAGGACCUGGAGAGCGUGAGACCCAGCUCCAUAAUGGACGUUAUUCACUCCGGUGAGAACCUGUGUGUGCGCGAGGGGGUAAAGAUGCCUGUCCAGGGAACCUGCAGCCGCUGUGGCUACAUCUCCAGCCAGGCGCUAUGCAAGUCCUGUGUACUGCUGGAGGGGCUGAACCGAGGGCUGCCAAAGCUGGGUAUAGGCAAACAUCAUCGCUUGCAUGAUAAAAUCCUCUCCCAGCAGCCCCUUACUGAGGAGGAGGAGAGAAAGCUCAAAGCAGUAGACUUUUGUCAAUCAUAAAUAAUAAUAUAUCUUCUUUUUUUUUAGAAUUAAUGAGAUUUGUCUUUUAUAUGACAAAUCAAAUCUUAUCUUUCCAUUUGUCAUCAGUUAAGUAUGUAUUGAAUGUUUAUAUGGACUUUUAAUUUGAAACAACAGUUCUAUGUAGACACAUUUUUCAGUUGUUUAAAGCUGUUUUGUUGUAAUUUGCAUAGAAAAAGGGCAUAUUUGAAGGUGCAUUUUCUUUAUUCCUGUAUUCCCAGUACAAAUACCAGUCUUUUGGGGAAGGAUUUGAUAACAGUUACGGUCACUUUCCAAAGUAUUUUAUGAACUAU